Molecule: messenger RNA, 1916 nt
Organism: Microtus oregoni (creeping vole)
Lineage: Eukaryota; Metazoa; Chordata; Mammalia; Rodentia; Cricetidae
Gene: Stx2
Product: syntaxin 2
Exons: 11
Coding region: 111-980 (289 amino acids)
Biological process (GO): synaptic vesicle fusion to presynaptic active zone membrane; exocytosis; intracellular protein transport
Cellular component (GO): presynaptic active zone membrane; plasma membrane; SNARE complex
Molecular function (GO): SNARE binding; SNAP receptor activity
Source: RefSeq, a predicted model, not a curated record
GCGGCGGCGCGGGGCCAGGACCCCGGCGGGCAGAGGCGGCGACGCGGUCACCCGAGAGUGUGCGGCCGGGCAGCUGAGAGUCGGGCGCCUCGCCCUGCUGGCCGGUGGGGAUGCGGGACCGGCUGCCCGACCUCACGGCGUGUAGGAAAAACGACGAUGGAGACACUACUGUCGUCGUUGUUGAAAAGGACCAUUUCAUGGAUGAUUUCUUCCAUCAGGUGGAGGAGAUUCGAAGCAGCAUAGCCAGGAUUGCUCAACACGUGGAAGACGUAAAGAAGAACCACAGCAUCAUCCUUUCUGCCCCAAACCCAGAAGGAAAAAUAAAAGAAGAUCUUGAAGAUCUGAACAAAGAGAUCAAGAAAACCGCUAACUGGAUCCGAGGCAAGCUGAAGUCUAUCGAGCAGAGUUGUGAUCAGGACGAGAGUGGGAACCGAACGUCAGUGGACCUGCGGAUACGAAGGACUCAGCACUCGGUGCUGUCACGGAAAUUUGUGGACGUCAUGACAGAAUACAACGAAGCGCAGAUCCUCUUUCGGGAGCGAAGCAAAGGCCGCAUCCAGCGCCAGCUAGAGAUCACUGGGAGGACCACCACAGACGACGAGCUGGAGGAGAUGCUGGAGAGCGGGAAGCCGUCCAUCUUCAUCUCGGAUAUUAUAUCGGAUUCACAAAUUACUAGGCAAGCUCUCAACGAGAUCGAGUCACGUCAUAAAGACAUCAUGAAGCUGGAGACUAGCAUCCGAGAGCUGCACGAGAUGUUCAUGGAUAUGGCCAUGUUUGUGGAGACCCAGGGUGAAAUGGUCAACAACAUCGAGAGAAAUGUGAUGAAUGCUGCCGACUACGUCGAACACGCCAAGGAAGAAACCAAGAAAGCCAUCAAAUAUCAGAGCAAAGCCAGGCGGAAAAAGUGGAUAAUUGCUGCUGUGGUGGUGGCUGUCAUUGCUGUCCUGGCUCUAAUCAUUGGCUUGUCGGUUGGCAAAUGAUUGCGUAGAUGGCGCUGGGUGCUUGCCUCUCCCUCAGGGUGGCAAAGGUGAUGUUCAUCCUCAUUUGUGUAGUCACUUUGCUUGUGAUCCUUGGAAUUAUCCUAGCAACAGCAUUGUCAUAGCAACCACACCCCAAGAGCUCUUUAUCCUCAGAGACUCCAACCACACCUGCAGCAGAGUCAGUGUCCUGUCCGUCCACCUGUGGCUCUCAGACCCAGGGCUAGUGGCGCGUGCUGAGGUUUUUAUUGGAGGCGAAGAAUAAAGCACCACAGAGGUUUCAGGCCACGAAAAUGCCACGAGCUGAGUGGAUGCCACGUGCCAGCCCAGAUAGCCUUGGUCUCUGAAGGGCUCCACAGAGAUUUCACAAUGGUGGCCUUCUCUCAGUAGCCUUAAAAUAGGAAUGGUUGAAAAAUCCAACUUAAAAAAAAUAUGUCAGUGUUAAAAAUAUGUGUGCAGUUUAAUUAGGGCGUGCUCUGUGCUCUCUCAGCUGACAGAUAAUGAAGAGACUGCACCGGGCCUGAUUUCUGUUCAUGUCUUGCUUGCAGAAUCAUCACAGAACUGUUUUGUAAGGUAUCUGUAAUUUUAAAUAGCUAUAAAUUAAAUUCCUUAAUAUAUUAACAUCGAACCCCCCCUUUUCUAAGCUAGACACUGCCUGAGAAGGAUAACAGGCAGGCCCUAGGCACAGGACUGUCACUGAAACCUGGCCUUGCAGCCCUCAGUGCUUUCUGGUGACCCUGACCUAGGAAGUGUAAGGGUUGGAAAAGUCUUGAUUGCCUUUAGCUCACUUCUGCCUGCUUCAUUAUGGAGGGGACACAGCCAUGCGCUGUGCUCACGUCACCCUUUCCCCGUUCACUGGUGCUGGUGGAGUCUCAAGGCAAGACGAUGGUGGAAGCAGGACUUGGUGCUCACUGACCUCACAGGAGUAGUCCCAGUUGC